UUAACAGAUCUAUAAAUAAUGUAAGUUUGUAUUUAACUGAAAUUAAUGUACACCAAUUCAAAGUUUUACCGGCUCUUGUACUUCCUAGCUUUUAAAACCAAAAAAAAAAUUUUACCGUCUGAGAAGUAUAUGAUUGACAUUUACACAUGUAUGUAUUCUCAAAAUAUACCAGUCGUCUCCCGUCCGAAAUAACCUUUGUUCCCGUUUGGAUCUCUUCAGAGGUUGCUACAGACACGAGAAUAAUCCAAUCUUUUCACAAAACUAUUAGUACGCUGUGAUCACUCGGAGUAGGCUUCCAAGACGAGAGGUAACCGCUCUUCAAGUUAUCUGAAACACCAAGUUAGAUAAAUAAAUAAUAUAGUCUUCACAAUAUAUACCAUAAUCAAGCAGAGAAACAGAAUGGGCCGCAAUAAGAAGAAAAACAAGAAAAUAAAUUCCACUGAAGAAAAUACAAUUGCCGACAAAAUAAAAAAUGAAUUAAAUUUAAACAAUGACAAUAAUAACAAAUUAUCAUUAUCACUAUCAUCAGCCUCGGGUUCGCCGUCAGGAAUUUCUAUAUUGGACAUUUACGAACGAUUAAAUCUUCCGUUGAAGCCAUCGGGAGUUGAUUUGUCAGUUGACAGUGAUGAUGAAGAAACGCUUGAGUUUCACAUCAGACCUCGUGUUUUUUACGUGUGCAAUUUAUGUUUGGUUUGUAUGAACAUCUGUACGACAGGUGUUAAGUGCAAUAACUGUGGAAUGGUUUUUUAUUGCACGGAAAAUCACCGCGAAGAAGAUAAAUCCAAGCACAGUGAACUUUGUUGCGCGUUAUCGCGAGUCUGCAAAGGAAUGGAAGGAUUUUCAUUGGCAAAAAGUCUGCCUCCUGAUUUGUACCGGUCUUUUCGUAUGAAAACAAUCGACGUUGUUGAAAGAUUAAUCCGCAGACGUCUAGAUUUGUGGGAACGUGAAAUAUUGUUGUAUCCAAAAAUCUGCAGGUCGUGCAAAAAAAUAGAAACUGAUUUAACUUGCUGCUGUAACUGUGGGAUAGAUUUUUACUGCAACAACCACAAAGACACGCAUGACAAGUGGUGCAAAGAUUUCCAGGUGUUUAGAAAAAUUUUGUGGAUGCAACAUCAGCAUGGUUACGUCGAUCCUGAUGUUCCGGUUGUCUUCUACAAGCAACCUCAUAUUCUUCCGGAUAAUUUUGAUCUCCUGAUGUACCAGAUGCAUGACAACAGUCCGGUUUAUAGGCGCAUUGAUUGCUACACUUAUGCAAGCUUGUCUUACAUUUCAACUGCACCUUUGACUGCUUUGUUUGCGAUGCAGAAAUCCAUCGAUGGCUGGCAGUCGAAAGAAGAAAUGGUUAUCCAUAUAAUCGGUGCUGAAUUUCAGUUCGAGUGCGCGGCUUUAAGAGUCUGGGAAAAAUUAUUCCUCCACUUUUUACCCAAGUUGAAGAAAUUGCACCUCGAGUUCACGGGACCUGAGCUAUAUUUACCACCCCAAUUGCCUUGUGAAUUGUUGGGUAAAAUAAAAAUGUGCAGACGUUGCAAACUGGCCAAGCGAAAAAUUUAUAUUUCGUUUAAUGAUCAAAAAUUGUAUCACAAUACAGAAGACAAAAAACCUGCGGAUCUAAUUUGUCUGUUCAAUCCGGGACUUUAUCGAGAGACUGGCUACGAUGGCACCGACACUUGGCCAUUGACUAUUAAAAAAUUCUGUCAAGCUAAAGUCUCAGUUGUUAUCACUUCUUAUACAGAGUUUGAAAUCCCACAUGAUAUUCAGAGGAUUAAAUCGAUUUGUGGAGUUAAAAUUCUACUGGAGCCACAGAGAAAUCCCUUUGCUGCAGUCAAACCUGAUCGGAAUUUUGUUAGUGAUGAUGUUGUGCCUUUGAUGUAUAAAAAUUAUUGUAUAAGUAUUGUUAAAGGAUUAUAAUUAAGUGUUAUUGAUUUUAUACUUACAAAUAUAUUAAAUUAAUAAUCUGUUUUAUAUUGUUAGAAUUGAGUGAAACUUGUGAAUGUAAAAAAAAGUUUUUUUUUCUUGUAUUUUUUCUGAAAAAGAAAAAAAAAAAAAAAAAAAAUUUAAUAAAUAAUUUUUAUAGUUGAAGAGUUAAUUAUAAUGUUAAUUAUUUUAUUGUAAAAAUUACAAAAAUUUACACAACUGAUUAUUUAAAAUAUGUUACUUGUGACCGCAACUAUUUUACAGUACAAUUAGCACACCCUGUUUAAAACAAAGAAUGCAAAAGAGGUCACCAAAUGCAAUUUUAUACCUAAAAAUUAUAAGUAAUAUAUUU
Cotesia glomerata is the source of this 2266-nucleotide messenger RNA. RefSeq lists its product as uncharacterized. Lineage: Eukaryota; Metazoa; Arthropoda; Insecta; Hymenoptera; Braconidae. The coding region runs from base 400 to 1908 and encodes 502 amino acids. Gene Ontology annotation, cellular component: extrinsic component of mitochondrial inner membrane. The record is from RefSeq and is a predicted model, not a curated record. The transcript is spliced from 2 exons.